AAGAAUGAGGCACUAAGCUUAUUUCAGUAAAAUCGAGUACUUCUCUUACUUUCCACGCACAAGCGGCUAACAGGAACGCUUGUUAGUGAUUCUUCAUAUCCUCUCUCCGAUUUUUAUUCCUUUACAAAUUCUGAACAAUUCUUCCUCUCCUCUAAAAACUUACUUCGAUAAUAAUAUAUGAUUUGGGUUUCUUAGGGUCUCUGUUUUCUUCUUCGGUUUUUCUCUUACUGCGCGGCUUACUGGAACGCGAUGGAUUCUACUAUGGUCAUCAAGGUUAAAUAUGGUGAUACGCUUAGGCGUUUUAAUGCUCAUGUAAAGGAGAAUGAGCAACUCGAUCUUGACAUGACUGCACUGAGGGCAAAAAUCCUCCGUCUUUUUAAUUUUCCUGCUGACUGUGAUCUCGCUUUAACUUAUAUUGAUGAAGACGGGGAUGUGGUAACACUUGCUGAUGAUGAUGAUCUACGUGAUGUGAUGAGGCAAAACUUGAAAUUUUUGAGGAUUGAUGCACAGCUUAAUAAUGACAAGUUUGGUAAAUCUUAUGCCAGAUCUAGUGGUAGUUCCACCCCUAUGAGGUCCCCUCGAGUCCAGAGUCCAUUACCAUGUCUCAACAAUGGUGUUGCUGAAGUUUUGAAAUCUGUGCCUGAGCCCCUGCAAGGCAUACUUUCCAAGAUAUCUCAUGACCUGGCUUCAAAAGCUGUGGCAUCCAAUGCAGUGCUUACUGAGCUUGCUGACUGCUUUUCAAAGAUGGGGCAAUCCCAUUUGAACCCAGCCCCCCAGUCUCAAGAUGGUGCAGGUUCAAGUGUCCAAACUGGAGCUGCUGUUCCUACAGUUGUUAAUGCAUCCAAGGAUAUGGGUAUGCUAGAAGACUUGCCAAAUUCAAACUCACCUUUCAAAACCAGCCAGGAAGAGAGCUUUGAAAAUGUUACCAGGACUUCAGCGGGACCACACACAGCUGUCUCUGCUCCUGUUAAUCUGGAUCGGAACCCUCAAGCUUCCAAUCCAUCUGCACAUUGUGCUCCCCUUGCAUCAUUUGUCCCUGCUGGUGAUGAUGGGAAGGAAGCCAAGAAACAGAAUACCUGUCUUCCUACUAGGAAGCCUGUUCCCUUUGGUUUGCCCACCUUUCCUAUGAAUUACGGCUUUCCUUCACACACUGAUUUUCCAUUUAGUGGAGUGGCUGUGGAAAAUGACUCAGCUGUGCGUUCUCCAAAAAGUCAUGCAAUUAAGAGAAGCGACUAUGUCAAUAAUCCCAUGUUUGGCAUGUUUCAUAGGGGUGUUCAAUGCGAUGGAUGUGGUGUUCAUCCAAUUACUGGACCUCGGUACAAGUCCAAAGUGAAAGAAGAUUAUGAUCUCUGCAGUAUCUGCUUUGCUGCCAUGGGUAAUGAAGCUGAUUACAUAAAGGUGGACAGGCCGAUGUCUUUCCGUAAUCCUUGGUCUUCCAAGUGUUUCAAUGAUCCUACACAGAAAUCUUUGGCCUUCCCACAGCCUCUCUACAAAGGCUCUUGUGGAGUAAAGGGAGCUCAACCUAAGCUAGACAGCCGUUUUGUUUUGGAUGUCAAUGUCUCAGACGGUACUGUGAUGCCUUCAUCUACACCCUUUACCAAGAUAUGGCGAAUGCGCAACAGUGGUAGUGUUGCAUGGCCCCAGGGAGUGCGGCUUGUGUGGAUUGGUGGAGACCAGUUCUUCAGCGCUGAUUCUGUUGAGAUAGAGAUUCCAGUCAAUGGCGUGCCUAUUGAUGGUGAACUUGAUAUUGCAGCUGAUUUUGUAGCUCCUGCUCUGCCUGGUAGAUACAUAACAUAUUGGAAGAUGGCACACCCAUCAGGUGUGAAAUUUGGACAGCGCAUCUGGGUUCUUAUUGAGGUUGAUGCUUCCCUGAAAGACCCAUUCUUCAAAGAUCUGAACUUGAAUGAGUCCCCCAAUUGGAGUGGUUCUAAAUGCCCUGAAGAUUUAGAUAUGAAUGCCCAGCCUGCUGAUGGCUGUUUUCUGGGGCCUCAGAAUACUACCUCGCUUACAGAACCAGUAGAGCCCAUGGUUGCCGAACAGCCUAAGAGCCAGGAGUUGUUUCCUAUUGAUGAUGCCUUGCCGGUUGGGCAUGGUGUUUUAGCCUCUGCUCCUCCAGAGGCCAGCGCUUCAUCUGUUCCUGUUUUAUAUCCAAUGAUAGACAUUUCUGAAACAGCGACUACUGGUCCUUUUGAACCCCGUCCUGCUGUGGAUGCUCCAGCUUCGUCUGAAGGAGCCAACAUGGAAAGUUUUGUUGAGAAGACCCUCCUAAAGGAUCUUGAGGAAAUGGGCUUCAAGCAGGUUGAUUUGAACAAAGAGAUCUUGAGGCGAAAUGAGUAUGAUCUAGAGCAGUCAGUGGAUGAUCUUUGCGGCUUUGCUGAGUGGGACCCCAUUCUUGAGGAGUUGCAAGAGAUGGGUUUCAGUGACAAGGAAAUGAACAAGAAGCUGCUAAAGAAAAACAAAGGGAGUAUCAGGGGUGUGGUCAUGGAUAUUCUCACCGGGGAGAAGGCUUAGUUCAAGAAUUUUUAUCGUCCUUCACAUUGUCUAUAGGGGGUAUUAUACAUAAAUCUAGUGUUAAAAGGGGGUAAUUAGCUUUUGCUAUGAAAACUGCCUAAGGUUUAAGUUGAUCUCCAUAUUGUAGUAGUAAUUGUGUUCGGUGCAACAACCGAAUGCUUUUGCGGGCUAUGUUUUUCGUAUCAGGUGAACCUUGAAGUGUGAACUAAUAAUAAUUUAUCUGUUAUAUGGUUUA
This is a messenger RNA of Populus nigra (black poplar), 2746 nucleotides long. RefSeq names its product protein JOKA2-like. Bases 250 to 2511 code for a protein of 753 amino acids. NCBI's taxonomy places the organism in Eukaryota, Viridiplantae, Streptophyta, Magnoliopsida, Malpighiales, Salicaceae. The transcript is spliced from 7 exons. Gene Ontology annotation, molecular function: zinc ion binding; protein binding. The record is from RefSeq and is a predicted model, not a curated record.